GCCAUGGCUCGAGGACAACUGAAAAUCCAAUCCCAGCAAAAUGCUGCCAAAAGAGCCAAUGAUUUAAAAAGGCAACAAGGCCAUGAUGAGAAAGCUGCCGCCCAAAAAGCACUAACUUAUGUCUGCACUGUCUGCAAGGCACAGAUGCCAGAUCCCAAAACAUACAAGCAACAUUUUGAAAAUAAACACCCAAAACUGCCUCUGCCUGAUGACUUGAAAGAUGUUUAAUUUUAUUUUUUUAAGACAUUUUAUACUGUGUGUCUGGAAAAGCAACAUUUGUUUGAGUUUCUUUCCACUUGUACAUUUAUGUAUGUUGUAUGUUCCUGAUU
Messenger RNA from Stegodyphus dumicola, 329 nucleotides. Its product is annotated as transcriptional regulator ZNF706-like. NCBI's taxonomy places the organism in Eukaryota, Metazoa, Arthropoda, Arachnida, Araneae, Eresidae. The record is from RefSeq and is a predicted model, not a curated record.